This is a messenger RNA of Capsella rubella, 459 nucleotides long. RefSeq lists its product as uncharacterized. Gene Ontology annotation, biological process: response to auxin. The record is from RefSeq and is a predicted model, not a curated record. Lineage: Eukaryota; Viridiplantae; Streptophyta; Magnoliopsida; Brassicales; Brassicaceae.
AUGUCCUUCACCGUCGUACUUCUCAUCACCAAAAAGCCAUCUCUAUCUCUUUACUCGUCAUCUAUUUCUCCUUCUAUACUCAAAAUGAAGAACAAGUUCAUAAAGUCCUGCGAAAACAAACUCAAAACCAUGAAGAGUAAAUCCAUAGUCAUACCUUGUUGUACAUCUUCAUGUUCGAGUUGCUGCGAGAAGCUUUGUUGGGGAUUCAAGAAGGAAAAUGAAGUGAUACCAAAAGAUGUUCCGAGGGGGCAUUUGGUAGUGUAUGUUGGUGAUGAUUACAAGAGGUUUGUGAUAAAGAUGAGUUUGCUUACACAUCCCAUCUUUAAAGCAUUGCUUGAUCAAGCUCAAGAUGCUUAUGACUCAUCAAGACUAUGGAUCCCAUGUGAUGAGAACACUUUCCUAGACGUUGUUCGUUGCAGUGGCGCUCCUCAGCAUCAGAGAAACUGCAUUGGCAUGUAA